Aureobasidium subglaciale EXF-2481 is the source of this 1686-nucleotide messenger RNA. RefSeq lists its product as uncharacterized. NCBI's taxonomy places the organism in Eukaryota, Fungi, Ascomycota, Dothideomycetes, Dothideales, Saccotheciaceae. Gene Ontology annotation, biological process: ribosome biogenesis. Bases 55 to 1686 code for a protein of 543 amino acids. Gene Ontology annotation, cellular component: nucleolus; Noc4p-Nop14p complex; small-subunit processome. The transcript has a single exon. The record is from RefSeq and is a predicted model, not a curated record.
CACAACGCUGUAGAACCCGUCAAAAGCAGGAUCGGACAGACCAAACCUUUCAUCAUGCCUGGACUCGUCGAGAAGAAGCGCAAGCGUACCGAUGCUACCGCCGUCGCAAAACCUACCAAGUCGAAGAAAGUAAAGGCCGCCAGCAAGGACGGUGAAGAUGAUCCUCAGGCCCAGAUGCUACUGCUAGAACAACAAAUUCUCGAGUCGCCAUCGAACUACCCAAAUAUCACCAGCCUCCUCAAGUUUCUCAAGUCCAAAGAUGCAACCCAAAAGGUCACCGCCGCUAUUGCACUAUGCCGUGUUUUCUGUCGCUUGAUGGCCGCCGAGAGAAUGGUAAAGCAGAAAACCAUGAAUGAGGAGGAAAUCGAGCAAGUGGACUGGCUCAAGACACAAUACAAGGAGUACGGACGCCAGCUGGGCCGUCUGUUGGCAAGCGAAGAGCUUCAAAGCACGUCCCUGACUCUUCUGAUGCGUCUGGUCAAGGAGGAAACAUCACAGGACGGCCGCCGUGCUGAACAGGCCUGGAGAACUGGUAUCUUCGCAGACCUGAUCCUGGGGCUAGUAGCAUCGCCCGAUGCUGCUGGUGCGCGCGAAGAGUUUAUGGAGAAAUUUGUCGAGGAGCAUGACGACGUCCGUUACUUCACCUUUUACGCUGUCGCAAACAUCCUGGCUCGCUCACCCGAGGACCACGAUCGCCAGACACUCGUAUCGAACGCCCUCUCGCUGCUUCUGCUCAUCGAGAAUGCACCGGAUUCGGAAACUCAGUUGGAAGACUGGUACGGUCAGGUCCCUGGAGGCCGCAAGCACGCCCUCUUGUCUCUGUCCUCGCACCGCAAGACAGCACAAGAAGCAUGGCUCGCCAUCUUCCGCUCAGCUCUUACCAAGGAAGAGCGCAAAUCUAUCCUCCACCAUUUGACCAACCGCAUCGUACCUUGGUUCACCAAGCCCGAGUCGCUCAUGGACUUCUUGACAGACAGCUACGAUGCUGGCGGUGCCACUUCUCUGCUCGCCCUGUCUGGUCUCUUCUACCUCAUCGCACAGAAGAACCUCGACUACCCUGCCUUCUACACAAAGCUCUACUCUCUGCUCGACGACACGCUGCUGCACUCGAAACACCGCAGUCGCUUCUUCCGCCUACUUGACACCUUCAUGAGUUCUACCCAUCUGCCUUCCGCUUUGGUCGCCAGCUUCAUCAAGAGAUUGUCAAGACUAGCGCUGCACGCACCACCUGCCGCUAUUGUAGUGGUGGUACCUUGGGUCUACAACAUGCUGCUGCGUCAUCGUACUUGCACAUUCAUGAUUCACCGCGAAGUUCGCGGUGAGGCGCAACGUAAGCAGCUUGAGGCUGAAGGUAUGGAUGACUCCUUCUCGAUGGAUGAGAUGGAUCCCAUGGAGACUGGCGCUAUCGAUUCAUCGCUCUGGGAGCUCGAGACAUUGGCUUCACACUAUCACCCCAACGUAGCAACGCUGGCAAGAAUCAUCCAGGAGCAGUUCACAAAGAAGAAUUACAACAUGGAGGACUUCUUGGACCACAACUACCAAGGUCUGAUCGAUGCAGAGUUGGGCAAAGAGAUGAAGAAGACACCGGUGGUUGAGUUUGAGAUUCCGAAGAGAAUCAUCACGACCGAGGAGGGUGGAUUGAACGAUCUGGGUAGCCUGCUGCAGACCGCUGUUCAGGCAUUGUAG